Etheostoma spectabile (orangethroat darter) is the source of this 2524-nucleotide messenger RNA. RefSeq names its product fat storage-inducing transmembrane protein 1. The transcript has 2 exons. Gene Ontology annotation, molecular function: coenzyme A diphosphatase activity. Gene Ontology annotation, cellular component: endoplasmic reticulum membrane. Bases 1018 to 1875 code for a protein of 285 amino acids. Lineage: Eukaryota; Metazoa; Chordata; Actinopteri; Perciformes; Percidae. The record is from RefSeq and is a predicted model, not a curated record. Gene Ontology annotation, biological process: lipid droplet organization; lipid storage; phospholipid biosynthetic process.
UCUAUGUACCCUUUAGUCAUCUCAGUAGGAGCAAGGUGACACCUUCAAGGCCCAAGAGGCCUAUGAAAGGCGAGAACAUACUCUGUGUGUUGGAGAGGGUGGGUUUGAGUGACAGAGAAGAGCAGAGAAGCCACAGUUAGUUCCAACAGGAGAGUUAUUCUCAACCCACAACCAUUGGGUGUCUCUCAAGGUAGUGCAGAGGUGGCCAUAGCUGAGUGAAACACGGUGGAGGCAAUUUCCUUUCUGCAGAAGGGAUCCAGAGGUGUCCUGUGACAAUCACUCCGCAACAAACACGGGAAAACAGGAAGGAGACACAUGGGAAAGACUGCUGUACAAGGUCAGGGAAGACUGAAGCUCAACUCACCUUUCUACAGCUGUAAGAAAAACCAGCAGAGCAACAGUCAUGUCUGGUUGCGUUGUUUAGCUAUAGCUAAACUACUGUACACUGAAGCUACUAGCAGAUACAUUAUACUGUGCUGAGUUAGGAGAAGGAGUGCCCACUGGAUUGAAGAAUUUCAUGGUUGGAUUUCACAGUGUGAACAUUUGCAGUCUGUGGAAGGCUAGGGGCCAGCUGUCAUCCCAUUCAUGUUGCACAGGAGACUCUAUGCAUGGAUGCCGAACACUAGCAGCUAACACCAGUGGACUUCAACUAUUUUUACUACACAGCCAGCAUCUUUGGAUUUCGGGAUCUGGAUUAGUCUUCCAUUAAUGCACAGAUGGACCCACUCUGAAACUUAAAAAUAAAUAUUUAUAGUUUGUACAGAUUGAUUGAUUCCAUCCAGACUUUAGACUACUUAAGAUGCUAAAUUGUUCAGAUAUACAACAGAGGUAAUCCACAGCAUCUAUAAGUGUGUUAAGUGCAUUCUAGACCAAAUAACACCUGAUCACAUGAAACAUUGCAUGCUCAUUGGUCCGAGGUGGAUAUUCUACACAAACACGUUGUGGCAUUCAGAGCCAACAGCAGUCUAUUUUAUAGAGAAAUAUUAAGUCUGGUCAGAGAUUUGGUUCCGGGUCCAGAUGUUCCUCAACACAGUGCUGGUGGUCCUGACGGACCUGGCGGCCCGGUUCCUGGGUAACACUGUGUUCCGGCAGCACUUCCACCUGUUGCUUUCAGUAAUGGUGAUGUUCGGCCCUGCACUGAGCCUCUGGGUCUCCCAGCACAGCAUCUUUGCCAAGAGAAGCCACUUCCUAUACAGGAUUUUCUUGCGCUCGGGUUGGGGCUGGACCUGCAUCUUUGUUGGCUCCUUCGUCUUCCUCCUCUCCUUCUCCAUCCGUCGCUCCCUCUCUCUCUCCGUCCGUCACCUCUCCCGGCUCGGGGUGGCUGGUGGAUUGUGGCUUGGUUUCUGUAAACUCUUGGACCUUCUGGAGAACACCACCGGAAGCUGCUAUGAACCUUUACUCAGCAGCCCAGAGGUCACCAAUGGGCAGCCUAUGCUAGUGUUGCGAGAAGGGGAGAGUAAAUCUGAGUGCCUCAAAGCUGGGAUGCUGUGGAGGGGGUAUGAAGUUUCAGAAGAUGUCUUCCUCCUCUGUCUCUGCUGCCUGCUGUUGGCUGAGGAAACAGCCGUGUUUGGCCCUUAUCUGAGUCUGGGUGGGAUCUCAGGUGCCCCUCUGAGGAUCCUCUUCCUCUUCUGUGUUCUCCUGCUCUGGCUCUGGCUCUUUCUGCUGCUCUGUCUCUUAGCUUACUUCCCUCAGUUCCCCACUCAGCUGCUAGGGGGCGCUCUGGGCUGUCUGAGCUGGAGGGGACUGUACCAGGGCUGGUAUCGCAUGGGGCCCAGCUGGUACUGCCCCGGGAGACCUGGACUAGGACUGCUCAACACCAAGACCAGCAGUGCUGAAGAAGAGGACGCACACCUGAGUCAUGAUCACUGCAACUAACUGAAAAACCGACAGAUUUUAACACUGAUGCAAAGAUUAAUUUAAUCCUAAACUCUAGGUGGUUGUUUGGAGAAGACUAAGAUGACAUGUCUAUUGUGUCUUUUUUGUUUUUUUUGAACAGCAAACCAAGAAAUCUUGUUGGAUAUUGUUGGAAAAACACAUGUACGAAGUGGACUUUAAAAUAUUUAUCUGUACAUCUCUAUACGGUCACACAUGCUUGCAUCAUUGUAUGCCAAUGCAUCAAACACAUGCUGUAUUUAUCCAAAGGCUUGUUUCCCGCAACUUCACAACAGGAAGUCACAGAAAAUGACGAGUCACCACAAGACAGGAAUUCAUGAUAUGUUAAAAUGUAGGUACAGGCUGAAAAUGCUGGAGAAACCAAAACUUUACUGAACCACAGCUUGUUUUGCAAUGGCAGAAAAAAGAACCAAGUAGAAAUGUUUUGAUGGAUAUGUGACAUGCUACUUAUCAACUAAAUCAAUUAAACACAUAAAAAAAAAAAAAACUUGCUUGUGUAAUGAAAGACUCAACUCAUUAAAGCCAUUUAACAGAUGGACUAUUAGCAGGUCUUACAGACAUCCUCCAUGUGUUUCUCUAUCAGGGUUUUAUUUUGCAUGAGUAAAACAUUUGAUAAAAACCGUCUGAAAAU